AUGGCGGAGCCGCUGUGGCGAACGCCGCCGGGCCGGCUGGCCCCGCCGCACGUCUAUCGCAUGGCGGGGGCGCUGGGCGCCGAGCUGCGCCGCCUCUCCGCCCGCUUCGGGCCCGACGCCGUGUCCGGGCUGGUGCCGCCCGUGGUGCGGCUGCUGGAGCUGCUCGAGGCGCUGGUGGCCCCGGCGGGCGCGGAGGGGGAGGCGGCGGCGGCGGCGCCGCUCGGGCCGCAGGAGGCGGAGGACCCGGAGCAGAGGCUGUGGGAGGCUGAGCGCCGGGAGCGAGCCCUGCACGGCCGCCUGGCCUGCCUGGAGGAGCAGAACCGCCAGCUCCUGGGGCAGCUUGCCGAGAGCCAGUCCCAGGAAGACAGCACAGCACGGAAGGAGCGGGAGGUGAUGCUGCGGCUGAAGGAGGUGGUGGACAGGCAGAGGGAUGAGCUGCGUGCCCAGGCCCACGAGAUCGUCUGCAAGAGCCGGGACACGGAGGCGCUGCAGGAACAGCUCCAUCGCUUCAUGGCCAUGAACGAGGAGCUGAGGCACAAGGUGGCCGUGGUGCAGGCCCAGCUCAAGAGUGCUCUGGAGCACAAGUCAGACCUGGAGGCUGCCAUGCUGCAAAGCCAGAGGGAAACGAGCAGGAGGAGCAGGACAGGCCUGGAGAGCCGGCGGCCAGAGCCUGGGGUGGUGAGUCUGAGCUGUUGGGCACCACCAGCACUGACCCUGCAUUCCCAGCCUGCUGUGGGGCUUUUGGCACACCCAGACGAGAGAGCUUCGUCACCCUCAGAGGAGCAGGAGCGCCAGGAUGGGGAGAGGAGCCCUGCUCACUGCUGCUUCUCCAAGGAAGAGCUGCAGCAGAUCCUGCAAGAGAGGAAUGAGCUCAAGACCAACCUGUUCUUGGUACAGGAGGAGCUGGCCUAUUACCAGAGGGAGCUGCUGAACGAGGAGAGAAUUCCCAGCUUCUUCUUGGACGCAAUGAAGUCAAAUAUCAAAAAACAGAGGAAAAAAAUCAGAGCCAAAAUGCUGGGAACAACAGAGGAGUCAGCGAGCAGUGAAGAAGAGGAGGGCUCCUGGCUCCCAGGUCAUGGCACAGACUGUGUGGAUGCUCAGCCUCCAGAAUCCAAAAUUAGGAGCUUUUUUGGGUUGUGGUAUCAGGGCAGCAGCAAAGAUCCCCCCACAUCCAGCUGCUCUGGAACCUGGGAAAUCAUCGACUCACUGGACACCCAGGUGGAGCCAGAGGGAGAGAGCAAGGCAGGGUCCAGCUCCCCUGACAGAGCCGUGGCACCACUCUGACCCCACAGGAACAGGAGCAGGAUCUGUCCUCACAGCAGAAUUUCCUGGAUCCUCUUCUUCCAGUGGCUUCAAGAGCAGCACAACAGCCCUGGCACUUUCCCAUGCUGAGGUGGUGACAAAGCCACAGCGUGGGCAGGUUCCUGCAAACCCACUGGGACACUUGGAUGUGGGCUGCCAGCCUGGCAUGGGACAGUUCAGCACCUCUGGGCAUCUCUGCCCACCAGCCACCCUUUCACUGUGCCCACAGAGGGGCCUUCAGAGCUGUGCCCCCUCCCCACUGCUCCCUGCUUGCAGCUCAGCAUGGUGGGGCUCUGCACCCUCUUCCUGCUCCACACCCCAAAAGGGAUUUUCCCAUCCCCUGGUGGCUCUUAGCAAACCCCUCUGCUCACAGCCCAGGAUUCCACUGCCUCGUCCCGCUCUGUGGGGAUGUUUUACCUCACCCUUUUCUGUCUGUCCCUCCCCAAUCCCUGCAAUGUGAAGGUCCAGUUGGGGUCACCACACGGCUGGGAGGGGCUGGGCACACUGCACUGGGUGUCCGGGUGCUCCCGUGGCUGGGAGCCAUCAGGAUCAGCACCACCGGGGCCACUCCUGCACUUUUCAGGCAUGGGGUGAAUCAGUUUUGUACUGGGACCUCUUCCUGCCACCUCUGGGACCUGGCAGACUGGAACAAUCCUUGUGUUCAUGGGGGCGAGUUGGUCCCCUCAGAUCAGGUACUUUCUACCUUUAAUUUGGAAAUAAAUCAAUCUCUUGUUUCUCCUCUGA
Messenger RNA from Sturnus vulgaris (Common starling), 2046 nucleotides. Lineage: Eukaryota; Metazoa; Chordata; Aves; Passeriformes; Sturnidae. The record is from RefSeq and is a predicted model, not a curated record.